AUGUGGGAGGAAUCUUCCGGAACCACUCCCGAUCCUACAGUCAGUAAGUCUUCCAUCUGUCUGCUUUCCUCCGACGGCCUGCGCUGGCUGGCUCGUACGCCCGCGUCCAAAGUGGGAGGCGUCGAGCCUGAGCGAGCGUUCUUUGCUCUGCCAUGGGAGGCUCGAGGGCCGCCUGGCCAGAGGGGCGGGCUGGCUAAGGUCGGACCCCGCUCCCUCUCAACGCGCUCGUCGUUCAUCGAGAUCAUCCCUGCCAUUCCCCUUCCGCUCGCCUGA
Messenger RNA from Puccinia triticina, 273 nucleotides. RefSeq lists its product as uncharacterized. The coding region runs from base 1 to 273 and encodes 90 amino acids. The record is from RefSeq and is a predicted model, not a curated record. The transcript has 2 exons. NCBI's taxonomy places the organism in Eukaryota, Fungi, Basidiomycota, Pucciniomycetes, Pucciniales, Pucciniaceae.